AUGGUGAUGAGCUGCAAGAUCGUGGUGUUGGGCGACGGUGGAGUGGGCAAGACCGCGUUGACGAUCCAGCUCUGCCUGAACCAUUUCAUUGGUCAGUUUGGGCGCGCAAGACCCUGUCAUACUCGGACUUGUACUGACCCAUUUGCGCUGGUUUGACAGAGGUGAGCAUGCUCGUUUCAGAGCUCUUAGCUUGACGACGACGACGACCGGUCGAAUGCGAUCGAGGACGACUGCGCCGCGCUCGUCCACGCUCCCGCCGUCAUCCGCUGUGGGAGUCCAAAUACACUGACCGCCAUCUGUUCCCCCUCGUUAGACAUACGACCCUACGAUCGGUUAGUUGGCUCACGUUCGGGCUCAACUCGAUGGAGGGCCCCACGCGACGACCCACGACCCACCCGCGCCGUCCGUCGCAGGCCUGCUGCAUUGUGCUCGCGUGUGGUCGCGCAGGAAUGCCGAGUCACGUGCCCGCCCCGAGCCCGCCGUCCGAGCCCGCUGGGUAGCCCAACGCUGACACGCUGCUCGAUAAUGCCCGAACACAUACCACAGAAGACUCGUAUCGUAAACAUGCUAUCAUUGAUGAUCAGCCCUAUCUGCUCGAAAUCCUCGAUACCGCUGGGCAAGGUGCGGCCUCGGCACGCGCGAUUCAAGGCAAAGGCAGAAUCGACCACUGACAAUUGUCCGGCGGUUGCUUCAAUCUGCAGAGGAGUACACAGCACUGAGGGAUCAAUGGAUUCGGUACGAGCUCUCACACCACUUGCGUCUCAGAGAUUUGCUCACUGACCAUGAGCCCAUCCCGCUCCGCACCCACAGGGAAGGAGAAGGUUUCGUACUCGUCUAUUCCAUCACCGCUCGUGCCACCUUCGAACGCAUCGAACGGUUCAGGCAUCAGAUCACGCGCGUCAAGGACUCUGAAACAAUUCCCAUCGUCCUCGUCGGCAACAAGGCCGAUCGUGCCAACGAACGUGAGGUUGGUAGGGACGAGGGCCAGGCCUUGGCCAAAAAGUUGGGGUGCGAGUUUGUCGAAACGAGUGCCAAGACGAGGCUCAAUCUCGAGUUGGCUUACUACACCGUCGUGAGGAUGAGUGAGUGCACUGCCCAUUGCGAUGGGAGGAGAGGGAAGAGGCUGACUUUCUGGGUUCAACCGUGGCAGUCCGAGCACAACGUGAAGGCACCACACCGGGGUCAAAGGUAGCGGGUGGGAAAAAGCACAGGCUUCCGAAGAGUUGCUCUAUCCUGUGA
This is a messenger RNA of Microbotryum saponariae, 1239 nucleotides long. The record is from the annotation of a GenBank genome assembly. Lineage: Eukaryota; Fungi; Basidiomycota; Microbotryomycetes; Microbotryales; Microbotryaceae.